GCGCAUUAGUUAUAGAGCGCAAUAAUACAAGCGCACAUCACCAGGACUGUAUAAAUCUCACUACAGCAGUUUGACCUGCUUACAGAAGUGUGACUUGAUUCAUUGGAGCGGUUUUAUAAUCUUAACCUCGUGGGAAUAAAAAUGAAGGGGACUCGACACUGGAGCUUCGUGACUGUGUGGCUGCUGUGUUUUCUAAACGCUUCGGUUUCAGGCUCCUUCCCAAACGCUAAGAACGUCACUUGGGUUUCUUUCAAUUUCAAGACGAUAUUAACGUGGAGUCCGAAACCUACUGACUAUUCCUACACUGUGGAGUACUCAAAACUUGCUGAGGACAAUCAGAGGCCCAGUCAUUGCAUUCGGACGAACGAAACCGAAUGCGAUCUUACAGCUAAACUCACAGAUCUGAAAAGCAAAUAUAGAGCAGACGUUGUGUCCGAACCUUUGGCGGGCAUAACCUCUGAUCUCGUUGAAUUCCCCCGCACAAAAUCUGAGAUCUUCUGCCCCUAUCAAGACACUGAAAUCGGCAGUCCUACAGUUAAAUAUGAGGAAAGGAAAGAGGAGCGGAAAUUAAUCCUGACCAUAGAAGAUAUCCCAACAGCAGUCUACGAUGCACAGAACCGUCAGCUAACGAUUCAGGAUAUCUUUAAAACUGAUCUGCAAUACAAGGUCACUUACAAUAAAGCCAAGAGCUCUGGAAAGAAAGUGAAGACAAGUGCAAGCAGUCGGAUAGAGCUGACAGAUCUGGACAGAGGAGAGAGUUACUGCUUCAGUGUGCAAGUCUACAUUCCCACCCGGAGCAUUAACAAACAGCUUGGAGAGUUAAGUCAGAUUAUGUGCACGUCAGUGGACCCGUCUAUUACUGAUGAAUAUAGCCCUGCAGUAAUCGUUGGAGGUAUCCUGACCAUCAUUGCCAUAAUAUCAGCUGUAAUUGCUGCCAUAGUUAUUUGUACCAAACAACGAAAGAAUGCAAUGACAAGAGAAAAAGAGGGAGUACCUUUAAAGAGCGUGUGAGAACAGAAACACACACUCAUGGCAAAAAACACGGUACAGAACUGGACUAACCCUUUCAGAGGGUUGCAAUAUUACAGUGUUAAGCUGUAAUUCAUGCAGUUUCUGUGAAACUAAUCAAGGUAGACAUUACACAUAGGAUUUACUCUCUAACAGAUGUUUGCAGAUCUUUUUUUUUUCCAUCGGUACGUUCAAUCACUGGGAUUAUCUACUGUUUUUUUUUUAUAUAUUUCAUAAGCACUACCUUUUUUCGACAACAGUACUACUUUUAUAAUAGAUAUUUUAUUUUUGUAGCUGUGGAAUAGUGAUUAUAUGUAUAUUAGUUUUUAGUAAAAUCAUAUUUAUUGUUUGGUUAUUGUAUUUUUUGGUGAUUUAAUAGAUGUAAAACAAACUUAAAAAUCGAGAGCUUUACAUAACAUACAUACAGACAUACAUACACUAUACAUCUUUUGUUAGACAACUGAAGAAAAUGUGAAAUCUAUGGAAAAAGGUGCAAAAUGUGCAUAUUCAUUCCAUUUCGAACUUCAAAUAAAUUCUUAAAGAUCAUGGAGAUUUGUGUGUUUGGUGGUGUGUGUACUGUUUCAGCCCAUAGAUAUGGGCACACUGACACUGAGGAUCUGACUAGUGAACAAUUUCAUCAUUAAGUCAUUUCAUUGCACUUAACUGGACAUCACUGCUGUAAUGAAUGUGUUUCACCAAGAUGUGAAAGGAAGAACUUAAUUUUGAAAUGAAGUGUGGUUUUUAAACUGGUGAACAAGCAACACUACACAAUAUAUGAUUAGAUCAGAAACUGUUUUGCCGAGUUCAUUCAGAGCCAUUUCAUUAUUAAGCCUGUCAUAUGAUUCGUUUAGGCAAAGAGGUCUGAUACACACACUUACCAUCCAGCUGCAGGUAACUAACUAACAUCUUGUUCUCUGUCACCUCAAAGUAUACAAAACCACCUAAAGUCUGAUUCACUGCACUAGAAAACACUUGCCACGAUGACGGGAAGCUCUUCCUGUGGUGAGUGGAGUUAUUCAGGACAUCCCCGCUUCCGCUGACGACAAAUGAACUUCCAUCCUCUUCUCGGAUAAACUAAUGGACGAUAAAAGUUGAGUAUCCUAAAUCCUGUUCCACUUCAGUGUGAAUUACAUUUGAUUUAAAAAAAAAAAAAAGGGUGUUCACCUGUAAAUCAUGGUCAUGACCACUCAGAUAUAAAGUGACGUUGUACUUCUUCAGCAGUGGUCUCAGCUUCUGUACCAGACAGGGAGUAGGACCAUGGUGACCGAUGGACCACACAGGGUAGUGACCAGCCACCACAACAUAUUCAGACCUAAGACAGAAUAAAAGAUCAAAAUGGAGUUUUUUUUCUAUUCAGUUCAGUACAUUUUUUAGGUUCUGAGUCAUCCAGAUAUCUGAAUUAUCUUGCACUAGUAGGUCAAGGUAACAGAACAUGUUUAAUCUUACAUCUGGAGGCAAACUGAAGAAGUCUUGAUGAUAUACCAAGCAAAAUUCUUUUUAAUCAUGCUUUACUUUGGCAUGGGGUGUGCCCGUGUAACUCGGACUCUUUGUUUCCAAAGUAUUUACUCACAACUGUUUAAACAUGACUAAAGAUUUGUUGGGAGUCAUGGUAAUGUUGAGUACUAUACAUUUUCCGGAAAUCAGAUAUGGUUGCUUGUGUGAACAUUGUGCUAUCUGGUCACAGUCUGUCCUCAGGAAUGCUUGUGUGGAUGUGGGUAUGAAGGUGGAUUUGUCAGUGAAAAACAUGCUUCAGAGGCUUCAUAUUCCUUUUAAAGAAUUCACACUAAAGUUAUUGAGGAAAACACAUUUUUUUCAGCUCAGUCAUCAAAUUUCCCACCAUUUUGCGGUUUUCCUUCUGGUACGUAAGCAUGCUUUAACUUCCGUUUGUUCAGUUAAAUAUGAAUGUCUGGUUUCAUUCUGAACUGGUAAAUCUUACUUAGUGUUUUGAAGAGUCUUCUCGAUCCACUCAAACUGUUGUUCUGCAAAAGUGAGGUCCUCUGGUCCUUGGGGCUGAUCUUUGUCAUAAGUGUUCCCACACAAUAUUACCGUAUCAAUCAUCAGGACGGUCAUGGUGAUGUUGGUGUGAGGAACCUUAAAUCGCAGCUCAUAAUAGAGUUCAGGGAAAUGCCUAUGGAAUGAUGAAACAUCACAUUAACAGUAUAAAUGAUGUUGGGCAACUCUUAUGAGGAACCCAGACAGAAUGCAAUAUUUUGCCACGGCUGAGGAAGUUCACUCAAUGGCACACACUCACCACCUCUCAGACCUGGAUGAAUAGGCAAUUUGAGCUGACACAUUUCCCAAGUAGUCGUGAUUACCUGCCACCAGAUACCAUGGAAUAGCAAUCAGAGCUGGGUGAGAAAAUACAUUUUCAAAUGUCGCCUGAAAGCAGAAAGAGUGACAUUCAAACCCAUGAAUCUGUAUGUGCUUACAUUAUUAUAGUACUGAACGAAAUGGGAAAACUAAAUAGUAACUUUAAAAUAGUGAAAUUGUUCCUGUAACACAACCUCCACUAGAUGGCGUGUUUCACAUACGUUUGUUAGCAGCAUGUCACGUGAUUAACCAACAUUCGAGUGAGUGUCCCACUUAUACAAACUCCUAUUAAAUCAACCAUUUUGAACACAUCUUUUCAGAUAUAAAAAAACAGAAUCUAAUUGUUAGAGCAAAAAUCUGAAACAACUCAUGUUCACAAUUCCAAAUUUGACAGAACUAAAGCCAAGUGAAGGGCAGUGUUGGCUCGGUGGCUAGGGUUGUGGGCUUCUGAUCGGAAAAUUCUCACUUCAAAACCCGGCACCACCAAGCUGUCACUGUCUUUGAGGAAGGAACUUAGCACUGUUGUAUUUCACUAUGGAUAAAAGUGUUUGCUGACACAUAAAUAAAAAUUUGCACAUUCAAUCGUAUACAUAUCUCCAGUCACGAACGCCGAUGACAGACCUUGAAGCGUAUAUCAUCGAUGUCCUUGACGCCACUGUAAUAAAAGUGAUCUCCCAAACUCAAGACAAAGUCCAAGCCCACACUUUCAGCCACUCUACCCAUUUCCUGAGCUAUCCUCUGCUCCUGAGCUGUGUAGAAAGGGGAGAAGGGAAUGCCACCCCAGUCUCCAAUACCAACAAAACGCAGAGAACCUUAAGAGACACAACAGACACAGAGACAUGGAGAAAACUUGCUACCGAAACACAAACUGAGGAAAGAAACUGUUCGAUCAUACGUUUGAAAUUAAGUUAAACUGGACUAUGUAAAGCUAAAAACCUAUACAAAAUUAGUAUUUAAAAAAAGAGGCAAGCUGUGUACUCUGUUCCUGAGCUUGACAUGGCCCGUAGGUUGUCUGAAGAACAAAAAGGAGCAGAGCAGCCAGGCAAGUCAUGGCGUGUUUGAGGUCGAGAUCUGUGACGAAUAACAAUGUUAACACACAAGAAAAAGAGAGUUGCUGAUACAAAAAGUGCUUUCAGUUGUAAUUUGAUGAGGAAGUAGUUUGUGGUUUAAGACCUUCCUGUAUUGGCUUCAAAGGGGAAAAACUGUCAUGCAAACUACGUGUCAUCAAACCAUACUCAGACACAAAACUGAACUUUGCUGUAGUCUAAAUUACCAACAAUCAAUUACUAUUAUAACAGCAAUGGAAACAUAAUACCUGAUAUCACUUAUUCAUUCUCAAGCUGUUUAUGCUGAUGUUGAUAUUACAUUAUUAGAAUGACAAGGAAUUGUAAUAAAACGUUAGUUGUAAUUUUCUUACAGACGGACUGAGUUUCUGACUUGAGGCUCUUUGCUGGCUUCUUCAGUAAUCAUUAACCAAAGUGGAAUAGCAGCUUAUGGUCACACCAUCACAGCAGCUCCAGUAAGACUGACGAUAGCUGAAGGAAGCAGCCUUUAACCCGGUAAGCACAGGGUGGGGUGAAGACUUGAUAAGGUGCUGCUGUCUUCACUAAGACUAAAGUGUUGAAAUGGAAAACAUUACCCAAACAUGACCCUACACAGAAAAAUAGAAAUCAGAUACUGUUUCUGAUAAAGGAUGAUAUUUACAUACAUGACUGAAAAAAAUGUAUUGAUGUAUUUUGUGUUUCAAAAUAAUCAGUAAAUAAGAGGGGAAAUACUGAGGACCCAAUGUAGUUAUUUCUAGUCAGGGUGUACGGGUAAAUGAGGGUGUGAACUGAACAACCCUUCACCCACAUUUAACACAUGGCCAUUAUCUUCCCAGUGUGUCUACAACUAAGGCAUAGGUUAAAGAUAAAGCAUGUUACCCCUCCAGUGCAAGCCACAGAUGAAAAGAAAAAGCACACAACCACAAAAGUACAGAUCCAUAAUGUUUUUAAUGAAACUGCCCCAGUGAGUAAACUCUAGUGCUAUGGAUUAUUUGCGGUUCUGGUUUACUAGAUGUCUUUUGUGUACAAAAUCCAAGAGGUCUACAGAGAUAUUUUUGUCAUAAACAACAGCUUGGACAAACAUUAAAUGUUUCGUGGAACAAAACGGUGCAUUCAGGCAACCAUUAGGCAAUUACAGACAGUAAUGUAAAUAGUACAAGGCGUUCUGGCUUGCAAAUCAGUGCAAUCUACCCCAUGAUCGCUUACCAUCGAAGGUAACAUGCUCGCAGGACAGGUCCAUUAAACCAUCUUAGAUGGGCCACACAGUAGACCCACCACACAUCACUACGUUAAGUACUAAGGCCACUUAGUAGAUGGUCAUUUUAUAACAGUUAUAUUAUCCUGGUGUCAAAAAAGCCAUAUUAAUUUACUAGCACUUCAAGAAUCCUGAUCAAACGCCAGGCAUUGAUUUCACAUAGAGAACCAUACAGGCUGAUUCCUAGCGCAUGAUUUUAAUCUAAAACAUGAUUUAGUUCACAUAUAAGAC
Molecule: messenger RNA, 5847 nt
Organism: Hemibagrus wyckioides
Lineage: Eukaryota; Metazoa; Chordata; Actinopteri; Siluriformes; Bagridae
Gene: f3a
Product: coagulation factor IIIa
Exons: 6
Coding region: 142-1011 (289 amino acids)
Biological process (GO): blood coagulation
Cellular component (GO): membrane
Molecular function (GO): protein binding
Source: RefSeq, a predicted model, not a curated record